Cyphellophora attinorum is the source of this 1329-nucleotide messenger RNA. RefSeq lists its product as uncharacterized. NCBI's taxonomy places the organism in Eukaryota, Fungi, Ascomycota, Eurotiomycetes, Chaetothyriales, Cyphellophoraceae. Gene Ontology annotation, cellular component: ribosome. Gene Ontology annotation, molecular function: structural constituent of ribosome. The transcript has 2 exons. The coding region runs from base 1 to 1329 and encodes 442 amino acids. The record is from RefSeq and is a predicted model, not a curated record. Gene Ontology annotation, biological process: translation.
AUGCAAAAAAUCCUCCGCAUCAACAUCCAACAACAAAAGCAAAACCUCAAAGCCCAAGUCCGCGUCGCCGAGCGCGAGAUCAAGGGCGACAUCUCCAAAUACGUCGAGCGCAACCGCGAGAUCAUCUCCCUCCGCGCGCAGCUCGAAAAGCAGGAACGCAAGCACCGCCGCGAAGACUGGUUCGCCGGUCCCUUGGCGCCCGACCGCAACAAUGGUCUCGAGAAGGGCAAGCUGGGUGGGUUGGACAGUAACUGGAGAGAGGUGAUGAAGGGGAAGCCGGAGAGCAUGUUCAGGGAGAAGGAUCGGCCGAAGCAUGGGAAUAAGGGGAAUAUUGUGGAGGGGGAUCGGGUGGUGGUGAUUGAGGGAGUGGAUAAGGGGAAGAUUGGGGAGGUGGAGGAGGUGAAUGAGGAGGAAGACACUGUUACGUUGAAGGGAGUUGCUAUGGCCGACAUAAUAACCCCCGCAAUAGCCCGCCCCUCCCUCCUCCAAAACCCCCCUUGUGCCCCAAGCCCUCCCCAUCCCCCUCUCCUCCAUCCGCCUCGUCACAAAAAUGUACGACCAAACAACCCGCACCUUCAAAGACUGCAUCAUCCGCUUCUCACCAAACGCCGCGCCCGCAGCGCGCCCCCACCACACACCAACCUCCCUCCCCGCCUCCCCGGCAGCAGCCUCCCCCCACACGACCGCUUCAUCACGGGCACGAACAUCCGUGUCGACUGGCCCGCCGAAGAGCGCUCCGAGGGGAUAGUGGAGGACGGGGAUACACGACGAGAAGUGCUGGAUGCGUAUACGUAUAAUCCUGGGUUUUAUGUUAACGCUGAGACCGGGGAGGCGCCGGAGCCGUUGCCGCAUCCAGACAUAAUUGAGGAGAUUUUCAAGCCGAGGAGGUUGGGUGGUGGGAGGACGCAGCAUGAUGUGGAUUAUGUGGCAAGGAAGAUUAUUGAGGAUGCAAGGAGCGCGUGGUAUAGAGGGAGGAGGCUGGUUGGGCCGGGGCAGGAGGCUUGGGAGGCUGAAGUGCUGCAGAGGAAAAGUGCGUUUGGGAAAGCGGUGAAGGAGGAUGAGGAGUGGAGGGCGGCGGAGUCGGAGAGGAUAAGGGCGGAGAAAGGGGAUUUGAGUGUUGGUGAGGCGAAGGGGGAUGAUGUGUCCGUCGAGGAGUUGUUGCCGGAUGGGGACACUGCUGUGCCGUUUGACGGGCGCAUCCGACGUGUCGGGCGUGUUGUUCGGCGCGUUUCGGGCGUUGGACGCGUUGAGGGCGUUCGGCGCGUUGAAGUGGAACAGAUGGUGACGGCUGACGAUAGUGCUGGACCGACCGAGCGUGUAACAGUGUAG